This is a messenger RNA of Cornus florida, 1503 nucleotides long. RefSeq names its product patatin-like protein 2. NCBI's taxonomy places the organism in Eukaryota, Viridiplantae, Streptophyta, Magnoliopsida, Cornales, Cornaceae. The record is from RefSeq and is a predicted model, not a curated record. Gene Ontology annotation, biological process: lipid metabolic process. The coding region runs from base 54 to 1247 and encodes 397 amino acids. Gene Ontology annotation, molecular function: monoacylglycerol lipase activity; glycerophospholipase activity. The transcript has 7 exons.
AUAUAUAUAUAUAUAUAUAGGUGUUAUACAUAUAUUCGCUCUAGUUAUACGUAAUGAACUCAUCUGUUCAAAUCCAAGGCCCAACAUAUGGAAACCUAAUCACCAUUCUCAGCAUUGAUGGAGGUGGUAUCAGAGGGAUCAUUCCUGCAACUAUCCUUACUUUCCUUGAAUCUCAACUUCAAGAGCUGGAUGGUGAGGACGCAAGACUUGCAGAUUACUUCGACGUGAUCGCCGGAACGAGCACAGGUGGCCUGGUGACUGCAAUGUUAACUGCUCCAGAUGAAAAUCACCGUCCUCGUUUCGCCGCCAAAGAUAUCAGACCUUUUUAUCUAGAGCACGGCCCUAAGAUUUUCCCGCAGAAUAGCUGCAGGAGCUUAUUUGGAACAAUUAGAAACCAUCUAAAAUCACUAAAAGGACCAAAGUAUAAUGGGAAGUACCUUCACAGGGUUAUAAGUGACAAACUUGGAGAAACACGGUUGCUUGACACCGUGACCAAGGUUGUCAUUCCAACUUUUGAUAUUACGCAUUUACAGCCAACCAUUUUCUCGUCCUAUGAGGCCAAAACCUAUCCAUGUUUGGAUGCUCGAUUAUCUGACAUAUGUAUCGGUACUUCUGCGGCUCCAACUUAUCUUCCCGCCCAUCAAUUUAAGAACCAAGACAAAGAAGGGAAUGUUCAUGUGUUCAACCUUAUUGACGGUGGUGUUGCUGCAAAUAAUCCUGCUUUGGUUGCUAUAAGCCAAGUAACUAAACAAGUCUUUCCCAUUAAUCCGGUGGACUAUGGUCGGUUUCUAGUCAUCUCCAUAGGCACAGGGUCGUCAAAGAUUGAACGGAAAUACAGUGCUAAAAUGGCAGCUAAAUGGGGUGUUUUGAAUUGGUUACUUCAUGGAGGUACCACUCCACUAGUAGAUGUAUUUACUCAAGCAAGUGGAGAUAUGAUUGAUUUUCACAUUUCUGUGGUCUUCCAAGCUUUCCAAGAUAAUUAUCUUCGAAUUCAGGAUGAUACACUAACUGGGAUAGACGCUUCAGUUGAUAUUACUACAAAAGAUAAUUUGGACAGACUUGUGAACAUUGGUGAAAGGCUGUUGAAGAAACCAGUUUCGAGGGUAAAUUUGGGAACGGGUCGCACUGAACAAGUUGAAAAGAGUGGCACAAAUGAAGAAGCUCUGAAAAAGUUUGCCAAAUUACUCUCGGAUGAAAGGAGACUUAGACAGUCAAAAACAACACACUUUGACAAGGGCUCAAAUUAGUCGGAUGAUCAUUUGUGUUAAGAGAGAGCUUGAAAAUGUGAAUUGUAAUGUAAAACUGAUAUAUUGAAUUGGUGUGGUGAAUUGUUGUGGUGAAUUGUUGUAUAUUGAUACAAGAUUACAAACUUAUUUAUAGGUGAGGAUUAUGAGGUAGGUGGAUGGUAGGUGUGUUAGGUCAAUGGUGGUGUGCUACAUAGUCAAGGAUGGUGUACUACAAUGUGAGAUAUAAUAUUUUGUAAUUGGUAAUAUUCGAUGUCAA